ACUCUAUCUAAUGUGAUGUAGGGUACCUGAACCAAAAUAGCAACAGUUGUAGCCUAAAUGUAAAUGGUCGUUGAUAUUAUAACUUUCCAUUGAGUAACAUAAACAAAGUGUGUUAUGUUUUCUUUUUGUCUGGAAAUAUGGUUGGUAAAGAUGACAUGGUGGACGCUGAAUUGCCAUCUCGUGAUGCAGCAAAAGAAUUUUAUGCCAAAUAUGAACCCAGAGAGGCUUUAGGAAGAGGGAUUAGCAGUAUAGUGAGACGAUGUGUAGAAAAAGAGACAGGAAGAGAAUUUGCUGUAAAAAUAAUUGAUAUAAGUGGGGAAAAGUCGGAAAUAUAUGAAGCAGACCUCACAAAAAAGGAUACUUUGAGGGAAAUUAACAUUCUUAAAAUGUGUAAAGGCCAUGAACAUAUUAUUGAACUUCAUGAUACCUUUGAAACACCUACCUUUAUAUUUCUUGUAUUUGAACUAUGCAAGCAAGGAGAACUUUUUGAUUACCUUACUCAAGUUGUAACAUUAUCAGAGAAACGUACCAGGAUUAUAAUGAGGCAGUUAAUAGAAGCUGUAGAUUUUAUACACAGUAAAGAUGUAGUGCACAGAGACUUAAAGCCAGAAAAUAUACUGCUAGAUGACAAUCUAAAUGUCAAGGUGUCUGACUUUGGGUUUGCAACAGUAUUAGGCCCUGGAGAAGAACUCACAGAGUUGUGUGGGACCCCGGGAUACCUAGCUCCAGAAGUGCUGGCUGUUUCUAUGUAUGAUAACGUUCCUGGGUAUGGCAUGGAGGUGGACAUGUGGGCCUGUGGGGUUAUUAUGUACACCUUACUGUGCGGGGCGCCACCUUUCUGGCAUCGAAAACAGAUGCAGAUGUUGAGAAUGAUCAUGCAGGCAAACUACACAUUUGGAAGCCCAGAAUGGGAUGAUGUUAGCCAGACAGCUAAAGAUCUGAUUUCAAACUUACUAAUGGUCAAUCCAAAACAACGAUUAUCAGCCGACCAGGCCCUGGCAUCUCCUUUCUUCAAGAGAGAGCUUAAACCACCAAAGCAAUUUUUCCCAAAGAGGACAUUUAGGGCUGCUGUUUUUUGUGUGAGAUUUUUCCAUAGACUUCGAUUCUUUUACUACAACCCCCCACCAAUACCAGUGGAUACUGUGAGAACUAAUCCAUAUAGCAUUAAAAACUUCCGCAAACUCAUUGAUAGCUGCACUUUUAAAAUGUAUGGACAUUGGGUCAAGAAAGGAGAUAAUCAAAACCGUGCAGCAUUAUUUGAACAUGUACAAAGAGAGGACUGGAGAAGCCAGAGUUCCUUCGAAAGUUCUUGAUAAUUUAUUGUCUGUGUAAUGGUUUUAAUGCAAUUAAGUUGCUGUAGAAGUACCUUUGAAUAUUAAUGUAGAAAAUCCACAAUGCCUUGCAUGUUGAGAACUUAAAAGAAUGUUAAUAAUUCUUUAGGUCCCAAGCUUUCCUUACCUAAAGACAAGAGACUUCACUUUCUUGUUUAUCUUUUUUUAGGUCACCUGAGUAAACUCAGGUGACCUAUUGCUAUCCGUUUUCAUCCGUCGUCGUCCAUUGUCGUCAGUCGUCCAUCGUGUGUUAACAUUUGAACAUUUUCAGCUUCUUCUCUGAAACUGCUGAACCAAUUUCAACCAAUUUUGGCAUAUAGCAUCUAUAAGUGAAGGGGAACAAAAAUUGUGAAUUUGAUGGUCCCUGCCCCCCUGGGAGCUAGGGUGGGGCUAUAAAGGUUAUAUAGUGAAAAUGAAUUAUUUCUAUGAAAAUCUUUGUGCCUGGGUAUUAAACCAAUGAACUAUGUACAUAAUUAUGAGGAGGAAGGAUGCCUCUUUGAGAUUUGUGAAUUUUAUGGCCCCUGGGUCAGGGCUUCUUGUGUUAGGGCAGGGGUUAAUGUUUAUAUAUUGAAAAUGCAUGAUUUCUUUGAAAAUCUUUUCCUUUGAUCCUGGGUAUUAUGCCAAUGAUAUAAGUACAUAUAUCUGAUGAAGAAAAUAUACUCUUCAAAAAUGGAUUAAUUUCCAGGGCCCUGGGUCAGAUGUAUUUGGAGGGGGGGGGGGGGUACAUAGUCUGAAAAUAAAUAAAUGCUUUGAAAUCUGCACUUCGGUAUUAAUCAACAAUUUAUGAUGAAAUAAAAUUCAUGAUAAAAUUUUGAAAAAUGUGGCCCCAGGGCCAGUGGUUCCUGUGGGAUGGGGUGAACAACUGGUUACAAAGUGGAAAUGCAUUUUCUCUUUGUUACUCUGAUCUACCUCUGGGUAUUAAGUAACCAAAGUAAGCAUGCUAAGUGUAUACAGUAAAACUCGUUUAGUACGAACACGGAUAUAGCGAAUUCACGGAUAUAGCGAAGUUAUCUUGGAUCCCCAGCUAUAUAAAUUUAACGAAUUCCUUAUACGGAUAUAACGAAUUACGGAUAAAGCGAAGUAAUUUCAUAGGUCCCAGUGACUUUGUUAUAACCGAGUUUUACUGUACUUAUGAUAUUAAGCAAUGGUGCCUCUUUCAAAAUUGUGAAUUUCUUGGCCUCUGGUUUAAAACACAAAUCAAAUUCAAUUGUUGGAAAGUUGUUACGGGAUACUCAGGUGACCUAUAAGGCCCUUGGGCCUCUUGUUUAGAUCCCAAAAAAAAGUUCAAGUGAAUUUUUCUUUUCACAUUUUAUGAGUUAAUAUCUUCCAUCUUUACCUCCAUAUCUCCUCCAGAGCCACUGGAUCAAUUUCAUCCAAACUUGACCUUUUAAAGAUCUUUGGUGAGAGGAUUUAAGUUAUGAAAUAUCUUCCAUAAGCCAGCAUUAAACUACCAUAAAGCCACCAUUAAGUGAUUGCUUAAAGAUGGUCUUUCAUCCAGUGAAAUUAAGCAAAAAAAAAUAUCAUGGAAAAUUUUCUUCUGGAGAACAGCAAGUAAAUGUUUAAUCAGUGUAAUAUAUAUUUUUGAAUGUUUUUGGUCAUUUCUUUGCCAUGUACAUGUACUGAUAUUUUUUUUUUAAAUGUCAUUAGUUAUAUAUGCUGACAAGACUCAUAACUCAAUAUUCUAUAUGUUGUGUUUUCAAAUUUUAUGUCCUUAGAAAUGUGUGCAUCCUUAUUAUGUCUUUAAAUAAUAUUUAAACUGGUGUGCAUGAAAGACAGAUGAGCCAUUGUGACAGGAAAGUUGAAUAACACAAAUGAAUACUGCAUGAAAAAAAUUAUUGAAUAAAUUUGAAAUGUAAUUUUUUUUCUAGAAUAAAUGAACAUUUUAUGACAAUUAAGAUUAGAUUGUGUUUAUUUGGGGUUGAUUGUAAAAAAAAUAUUCAAACAAUAUAUACAUACAAAAAAAAACUGAAUGUAAAUGUGUGGAAUUUAAGUUAUGCGCCACAGGGGCCUAAAAAUAUGUCAACCAAAAUGGUGACAUACCAUAUAUCUGUUGUUUUUUUUUCAUGAUUAUCUAUUUUUGGUUUUUCUGCAAUCAUUUUUAAUUUGCAAAAUAUAAAACACACAGAAAUUAUGUAAGCUAUAAUGUGACAUAAAACAUUACCAUUUUUGAAAAAAAUUUUAAAUCAUAAAAAAAUAACUUACACAAAAUAAAAACUGUACAAAUCUACCCCUUUUUACAAAAUUUUUAACACGCAAAAAAAACAGAUAUACGGUACUUUUCUGAUUUAUGGCUAUUCUUUUUCAAAAAAAGACAUUUUUAGCUCACCUGAGCUGAAGGCUCAAUUGAGCUUUUCUGAUCACAUUUUGUCCGGCGUCCAUCUAGCUGUACGUCUAGUUGUCUAGCUGUCUGUCUGUCUAUCUGUCUGUCUGUCUGUAAACUUUUCACAUUUUCAACUUCUUCUCAAAAACCGCUGGGCCAAUUUCAACCAAACUUGCCACAAAGCAUCCUUGGGUGAAGGGGAUUCAAAUUUGUUCAUAUGAAGGGCCACGCCCUCAUUUAAGGGGAGAUAAUUGGGAAUUAGUGAAAAUUUGGUGUCAUGAUUUAAAAAUCUUCUUCUCAAGAACCACUGUGCCAGGAAAGAUGAAAUUUAUGGGUAAACAUCCUCAGGUAGUGUAGAUUCAAAUUUGUUCAAAUCAUGACCCCUGAGGGUAGGUUUGGGGCCACAAAGGCCGAUCAAAGUUUUACAUAGAAAUAUAUAGGAAAAUUCUUUAAAAAUCUUCUUCUCAAGAAUAGCAAAGCCAUAAUUGAUCAUAUUUAUACUGAAGCAUCCUCAGGUAGUGUAGAUUCAAGUUUGUUCAAAUCAUGACCCCGGGGGAAGGGUGGGGCCAAAAUGGCCGACCAAAGAUUUACAUAGAAAUUUAUAGGAAAAUUUUUUUUUAAAUCUUCUCAGAAUUUAGAAUGAUGCUAGCCCGUGGGUUUUUUGUUCAUAACUCUUUAUGGCUAUGACAAGAUGAUUACUAUAUUAUAUUCACCUCUAACAUACUGAUAUUAAGAUGAGGAAAUAAUGUCGAAUAAACUGAAUGUUCAGCCUAUAUAUUUCAAUCAUGAAUUCAAUUUCAUGUAAUCAGACCUUAAAUAAUUGGCUAUAGAACAUUUAAUCAUGUAAAAAUAAAGGUACUAAAUCAACUGUUUCUUAACUGACAACUGGCAAGUCUGUCUGUAGUUUGUUGUUGGGGAAUGAGAAAACUUUUGCAAUUCAUUUUAGAUGUCUUUAUGGAUAAUUGUUAAGGUGAAGUUUAUUUUGUGUUCUAUGCAUUCUCUAUGUUUGUAAUUUAGAGUGUACUAUUAAAAAACACUUUCAGUGUCAA
Messenger RNA from Saccostrea cuccullata (small rock oyster), 4700 nucleotides. Its product is annotated as phosphorylase b kinase gamma catalytic chain, liver/testis isoform-like. Lineage: Eukaryota; Metazoa; Mollusca; Bivalvia; Ostreida; Ostreidae. Gene Ontology annotation, biological process: protein phosphorylation; glycogen biosynthetic process. The transcript is spliced from 11 exons. Gene Ontology annotation, molecular function: phosphorylase kinase activity; ATP binding; calmodulin binding. The record is from RefSeq and is a predicted model, not a curated record. Gene Ontology annotation, cellular component: phosphorylase kinase complex. Bases 138 to 1313 code for a protein of 391 amino acids.